Messenger RNA from Astrephomene gubernaculifera, 521 nucleotides. Lineage: Eukaryota; Viridiplantae; Chlorophyta; Chlorophyceae; Chlamydomonadales; Astrephomenaceae. The record is from the annotation of a GenBank genome assembly.
GGAGAAGGAAGAGGAGGCGGGGGAGGAGAAACUCAAUGCGGCGGUUCGUCUGGACCCGAGCGACCCACGGGACGAUCUGUUGGAGCUGUACUGCGGCAACGGCAACUUUACGAUACCGCUAGCUCAGAACUUCCGUUUCGUGUUGGCGACUGAGGUGGCCAAAUCAUCAGUGGAGGCGGCCAGGUACAACCUGACCGCCAACGCCACCCCCAACGUCUUCCUGGCUCGCAUGGCGGCGGAGGAGUUCGCUGAGACCAUGCGGUCGGGCGGCACCCGGCGGCGGCUGGCGGGGCUGCCCGGGUGGGGGCAGCUGCGGCUGCGCACCCUGCUGGUGGACCCGCCGCGGUCGGGACUGGACCGCUUCACGGAGCAGCUGAUGAAGGAGUUUGACCGCAUCCUGUACAUCAGCUGCAACCCCGCCACCCUGGCCGCCAACCUGCGGGCCGUGGCGGCCUCGCACCGCAUCUCCCGCAUGGCGGCCUUCGACCAGUUCCCGUACACCCACCACCUGGAGUGCGGGG